Molecule: messenger RNA, 5836 nt
Organism: Oncorhynchus nerka (sockeye salmon)
Lineage: Eukaryota; Metazoa; Chordata; Actinopteri; Salmoniformes; Salmonidae
Product: butyrophilin subfamily 1 member A1-like
Exons: 13
Coding region: 145-1413 (422 amino acids)
Biological process (GO): protein ubiquitination; regulation of cytokine production; T cell receptor signaling pathway
Cellular component (GO): external side of plasma membrane; cytoplasm
Molecular function (GO): signaling receptor binding; ubiquitin protein ligase activity
Source: RefSeq, a predicted model, not a curated record
UAUAAUGAGAUAAGGAGAGGGAGUGGACAUACAGGAGAGAAGAGAAGCUGCUCUAUCUCCAUUUUUGAUUAGAAAGUAGAAUUAAAAUAUACUGUGGAUAUGUCACAUUGCCAUCUGAGGAUUCCAUAGCCGAAGAUAACUUUGAUGUUACAACAGCUGGAAAUUGAAGGAGGGAUCAUGCAUUCAGGUGUGUGGCUGAGGUUGAUGACACUGACGGCUCUGACAGUUCUCAUGGCAGCUCAAAGACCUGAGGUUUUCACUUUGAUGGUUCAUCAUGGUCGGAUCUUGACCGCGUUGAACUCCUCAGUCUCUCUGGCUUGUGAACUCUCACCUCUCUUCAAUGCUGAGCCAUUGGAGGUGCGCUGGUACCGGUCCGGUGACUUCGACAAACCUGCCUUAUUGUACAAAGAUCACAAGAUCCAGGAGGCCCCUGUGGACCCCCGGUACAGGGGCAGGGUGUCUCUAACUGGGGGGCUGGAGAGAGGGAACGUGUCCCUGACACUGGAGAGGGUCACACUGGAAGACGGGGGGGAGUAUGUGUGCCGUAUCAGCAACGCACAGUGGUAUGAAAAGGCCAGUGUCUUCCUCACCGUAAAGGUACUAGGUGGUACCCCGGUGGUCUCUGUUGCUGAAGCAAGAGGAGGAGGUGGUCGGGUGAACGUUACCUGUUCAUCAGAGGGCUGGUCACCAUAUCCUACACUCACCUGGAGAAACAAAGAGGGGACAGAGAUCAGAAAUGGACGAGAAGUACUGAACACUCCAGAUCCUCAGGGCUUGGUGAGAAUCAGUAGUUGGAUGCUGUAUGCUCCCUCAGACACCGAUUGGCUCUCCUGUACAGUCUCUCUGUCUGAGGAGGAGAAGAAGGAGAGUAGAAUCCUGCCUAGAGCUCCAACGGAGGGACAUUGGGGUCUUGAAGCCUUCAUCACGACUCUGAUUAUUUUACUGCUUGUUGUCUCUACUGUUAUUGGGCUCUUCAUCUGGAUCAAAAAAACUGGGUUUGUCAGAGUCUCAACAUUGAAGAAAAUGGCAAAUGGAAACGAUAAAACAGAGUCGACUGAGAGGCCUGAAGAAGAAACAGCUCUUGUCGGAGAUUGUGGUACGCAAACUGCCAAUGAAACAACUACACAGUGUGUCCCGAAAGAAUGGGGUGAAGUAAAAAGAUUCAAAGUGGACAUCACUCUGGACCCAAAGCCUGGUCAUCCGUAUCUACACGUGUCUCCAAAUCGAAAGAAGGUCUACUCUAAGACAUCAAAAGAACCUAAUGUUUCCACAGCCCCUCAUGUCCUAAGUGAGGACAAACUCAGCUCCGGACAGAUAUACUGGGAAGUGGUGGUAGCAGCAACAGAGGCAGGUGCUGUCCUCUGCCAGGAAGUCUUGAACAGGUGUGGGCAAUCGGGGUGUGGCAGCUUGUAGCGCCGUGAGGCUGUUGUCGUUUGGUGGCCAUGUGGGCUUUCGGUUUGGUUUUAAAUCUUCCGUUUUUGAGAUGACAUUUUUCUGUCAUUUUUCUAUACACAAAUAUUUGUUGAUCACUGUGGCGACACAUCAUUCAGGGCAGGUGGAGCAUUUUUACAAACAAUGUAAAAAAAAUGUUUCAAUGAGUUAAUAAAGCUGCAUACAAACAUGCAUACAAUCUCUGUAUUGAUUUCUUGAGUAAGGCAGCUCCAAAAUGCAGAUGUUUCAGCCUAGCUCAGUGCUUUCUGCGGUGGUGGGGCAGCCGGUAGACAAUACGGAGCUUAAGGGUUGGUAGUGUUCUCUAGUUGCGCCGUGAUUGGCUCAGUGUUCUGUCACUCAUGGGGAUGCUACAUCACCGCAAAAUCUACAGGGAGAAAUUUGAAAAUUCAAGCCCCUUGGAUGCUGCCAUAGACUUACAUUAGAUGUGCCCAUCCAAGAAGGCUCAAGGUCAUUGGCCAAAUCACAUUAUAUCUACCGUAGCUAUUGGACUGAUUUUAUCAACAUCAUACUUUCACAAUCUUAGCGAGCAAACUAGACAAGCGGUCAUCCUCAUGAAUCAAGUCGACAAUCUACUGGGAAAUACUUUUCAAUCCUUGUCAUAUGAAGAUAAAUUAUAGGUAAAACGUAUCGGUGCUCAUUGGCCAUUGGACAUAAACAUUACACAAAAAGUUGUAAAUCGGAAAUUUAACAAUGAGUGCUGAGGUGCCACUGCAGCUUUGGGCUCAAUCCCAGGCUGUGUCACAGCCGGCCGUGACUGGCCCAGCGUCAUCCGGGUUAGGGGAAGGUUUGGCCGGCCGGGAUUUCCUUGUCUCAUCAUACUCUUGUGUUUCCUCCAACACAUUGGUGCGGCUGGCUUCCGGGUUACGCGAGCAGUAUGUCAAGAAGCAGUGUGUCUUGGCUCUCAACCUACGCCGAGUCCGCAGGGGAGAUUUAGCGAUGAGACAAGAUCAUACUGUAACUUCUGAUGUGAAUGUCACAUCCUUCUUCAGUCUUUUCUUCAGACCUUCAAACCGUUUCUUGGCGAUUCUAUAGUUGUCUUGGAGUGCUGGCAUUUCUCGUUUCCAUGACAACUUCACGAGAUAUCGUUGAAGGUGGUUGUUUUCUCGAACCUCUGUAGAGCCUCGUUUUCAUCUGGGUUCUGUUUUCUUGCUUAUAAUACCCAGAGACUCAAGCUCCCAGAAUGCAUGCAGUUGUUUGGAGACUCGUGUGUCUUCAUCAAGUGGGAUGAACAUGCAUGUUGCCUCGGCGACACUUGACAUGGACACUGGUUCCUGCACCGAACAUCCAAAGGUGCUCUCUAAAGCAACCGGCGUCUCCGUCAGUCACUUCACUCUGCCUGAUUGUCACGUUCUGACCAUAGUUCUGUUAUUUUAUUCUUUGUUUUAGUGUGGUCAGGGCGUGAGUUGGGGUGGGCAGUCUAUGUUUGUUUUUCUAUGUUGGUUUUUAUGUUCGGCCUAGUAUGGUUCUCAAUCAGAGGCAGGUGUCGUUAGUUGUCUCUGAUUGAGAAUCAUACUUAGAUAGCCUGGGUUUCACUUUUAGUUUGUGGGUGUUUGUUUCCGUCUGUGUGUUUGGGCCACACGGUACUGUUUCGGUUUUGUAAAUUCACUUUAUUGUUUUGAUUCAGUGUUCAGUGCUUUCUUUAAUUAAAAUCAUCAUGAACACUUACCACGCUGUGCUUUGGUCCGAUACUUACUCCUCCUCAGCCAAAGAGGACGAUAUCCGUUACACUGAUACUAUCUGCCAGUAGUAGUCUGCUCCUAUCAGGACAGAGUGUUCAGGAUAAUUGUCAUCUCCUGGAAAGUCUGCGAGCUGCAGUCCCUUUCUGUUGAGCUCAUGUUGAAUCUGUUCACCAGGAACCUUCAUCACAGCUGUGCACACUUGUGGGGUUUCAAUUGCCUCUAUCUCUAUUCUCUGCUGUUUGUCCCAGACAUUCUCCAAGAUGACUUUCACUGUGUUGCGUUGGGACGUUGCUGGAGCAGAGAAGCCAAACGUGUGAAGAGUAAGUGCCUCUUGUCUGAUUACUGGUAGCUUCAAGCCCUUCACAAGGUUUUCAUGUACGAAGCUUCUCUGACUGCCUCCAUCUAGUAAGCAAAGAGCUAUCUUCCUGCCCGAUGGGCCUUCUACCCAUGCCUUUGCCAUUUGUAGCAACAGUGUUCUGUCCAUCUGGUUUAAUCUUCAAUGAAUGGGGAAAAACUGAGGAAACAGCAUCUAUAGAAACAGUAGGGGUUGCACCUCACUCCUCUUACCAGUACACACAGCAAUGUGAUGUCUGCUUCCACUUGACACAUCUUUGACUUUACAGAAUUUUGCUGUGUUUCUGUCCUAAACAUACAAAACAUCUUCCCAUUUUCUUUAGUUUUUCUCUUUGCGGUCAGGGCAGUUUUCUGAUUUGUGGUCUGCACUGUCACAGAAUAGACCGUUUUUGUUCCUUCUGGCUGGCUUUUUGUUUUCAUUUCAUUGGAGGAGCAUGACUUGUUCCAUGGUUUGCUCUAUUUCUGUUGGUUCCAUGAUCGUGUCAUUUGUAGUGCUCUUUCCCUGCUCUGAACCUCCUCUAGGAAACUGACGAUCUCAGACACUUUCUAUUCAUCAUCUACUCCCCUCUAACGACUAUAGUCAAGAGCUAUGUGCUCUGGAAUCAUCUGCAGUAAGAUUGGGCAUAGUAGGCUUCCAUAGGUUUCUGACACUACACCCAGUGAUUCCAAGCUCCUAAUCUGAAUUUCACAUUCAUCAAUGCAUUUAGGUCAGAGGAUUUCUUCACAGGAGUGAGAUUCAGCAGCUUUGACAUGUGAGCACUAAUCUGUCUGCUAACAUCAAUCCUGCUACUGCCUUUGAAGCUGGUCCAGUGAGAUAUGUUUUCAGAUAGGUAAACCUCUCUUUAUUACACAGUGAAUCAUUGUUGUGAAUAGCGGUCUCAUACUGGCUCCAAAACUCCUACCACAAAUUGACAUCUCCAUAGAAUUUCUCAAUAAUCAACUUUGGUAGCCUUACUGAUUGUCUCUGUGAUCUGUUUUAGUUAGAGUCACUCACCAGUGCUGGUAGUGGAUUGAGGUCCUGUUUUUUGUAAUCCUCCGUGCAUUCAUCCUCCGCCUCCAAUCCAUCCAAUGGCGUUAACUGUUCAAGUUCAAACAAGCUGUCCUGCUUAGCUGAUAGCAAUUCCAACAAUGUACUCAAGUGAUCGGUCUCCGAAUUUGACUGGGUUAUUUCCACGUCAAUCUGAUUCAAAAUCCGUUUUGUGGCACCUCGAAUGGUACCCCGCUUUCGUGUCAUUCUUUCUGCUUCAUGCCGACGUUCCUGCUCAGCCAUUUCAGCCGCUUCAUCCCUACGAUCUUCAUCGCAGCUCAUACUUUUCCUGGAUUUCGACGCCAAAAUAUAGUAGUAAUGACUCGGGAUGUCGGGUUUGAAAUGAAAGCUUAUUUUAGUAAUACUACUUGUUCACCUUACAUUGAACAACUUUAGAUUCUACAAAACAAUAAAAGAAAGUUGCUAGCGAAAGUCAGGAUAGUCACUUGAACAUAACUGGCGAGUUCUCUCUCUACUUCGUGUCGCAAGGCAUUCUGGAACUUGCAGUCAAAAGCGUGAUCCAAUACUAACCAAUAAAACAAAAAUAUGUAUGUAGUUCUCUCGAUCUCCAAAACACAAAUUCUAAUACAAUUACAGAUGUAAAUAACUGUAAAGAAAAUAUAUUUAGAUACAGCUCAAUGAAUUAACUGUAAACAAUAACUCUGUAACCCAUUAAAGUUACAACAGCAUGCAUCAAAACAUUAUUUUUGUUUGCCCCACCAAGAUGAAUAUGCCAAAACCGCCUCUGGUUGAUCACCAUUUUGAACAUCAAUAACUUGCUUGAGCUGGUUGACCAAAGAGUCAAGACAGAGCUGGCCCUGAACUCUGUAAGCUUGCCUCUCCUGGGGCACACGCAUUCAACACCCUGUCCAUACAUUAAACUGUAUGCUUACUCCUCACAAUGCACACAUUAAAUCAGGUCACAAACUCUUUAGCUCGGCCUAGUACCCCUAGACUUAGCGAGUGUAGCAAAAUCAGUAGGCUAGCUAGGUGGUUACGUGACAAAAGCUAAAAACAUGCUACAACAAUGGACAAUUUUACUGAAUAUAAAACAGGUACACUGUCUAUAUAAGCCAAUUAUAACUGAAUUAUAAGACUUACUGUAUAUUUAAAUAUAAAACCACAGUUGAAUACAUGAAAUUCUACAGUGUUGGUGAGUUCACACAAAGUUUUUUUUUUUUUAGGAACAGCCGGGUUGUGGCGUGCCUAAUACAUGAUACCUUGCUGGUUAAACAGUUUGAAACAAAGUAAUAACUUUUUGGGAAAGUUUCCUCUCAAAACCUCUACAAGUCAGAAUGUUGAAUAAAAUUACAUUUGAACUAAA